AUGGCGAGCUCACGAUUUGCGAGAUUCAUAACGGAGGUUGCGCCACCGCAAUUUGUCACGGUGAUGCGGCGGAGAACGGCGAAGGUGCUCGACACGAUCAAGGAGGAAGAAAGAGAAAUCGGGACUGCUGACUCCAUAUUCUCUUCUUCUAAUUUCAAUUCGAAGAUUUCACCGUUUACUUGCUCCUCCUCCUCCUCUGUCUCAGCUUCUGUUUCAUUCAGUUCCGGUCUGACAAAUUUCCCGGUUACAGAGAACCGGAGCUCUUUUCCGAUUUACAAGAACUGA
Molecule: messenger RNA, 285 nt
Organism: Thlaspi arvense
Lineage: Eukaryota; Viridiplantae; Streptophyta; Magnoliopsida; Brassicales; Brassicaceae
Source: the annotation of a GenBank genome assembly